Messenger RNA from Vigna unguiculata (cowpea), 771 nucleotides. RefSeq lists its product as uncharacterized. The record is from RefSeq and is a predicted model, not a curated record. Lineage: Eukaryota; Viridiplantae; Streptophyta; Magnoliopsida; Fabales; Fabaceae.
AUUUAAAUACCCAGACUACCCUUUUCUCUUCACUUUCUUGAUGCUCUCGUUCAUGGGUGGAGGAGUGAUGAGUGCGGAGGCCAAGUUCACUGCCACCGGGAUCAGAGGCGUCGUGCCUCCUGUCCAGUCAUCUGUUCAGAGUGCUUCUGAAGCGUCGCCGGCAGACGGCGGGGAAGACAGUACGGCGAAGGUGGUGUCAGGCAGUGCCACAACUGAACUAAAACAUGCUCAACAUAAGAUUUACGUAUCUUCAAACUCCACAGAAUACCAAGGUUGUGCUCUUCCUAAUAAAAUAUCUGUUCUGUCACCUUCUCAUUCUGGUUUGAAGAACAAAGAUAGUGUUACUGAGGCUAUCUCAAACACCUCAGCGCCAAACCCAGCUUUUCAGGCUUUUCAAUUGUUUAGUGAAAGCUCAGAAGCUAAGAGUGUUGUGGCUUCGAUUGCCUCUGACCCAAAUAUAUGGAAUGCAAGGGUGCAAAAUCCUAAACUACAAGAUUUCUUCCAUGCACAGCAGACAGUAGGUUUUGAAGAAGAGAGAACUUUUGAUGAAAAAGUGGAAGACUUACCUUAUUCUUAUUCAGUGUAUUCUCUUGUCAAUUUGCUAAAUAUUCUCCGCAAUGUAAAGUUAACCGUAGUUGAAAUGAUUGCAGCGUGUGAAUUUACCUUCAGAAUAAGUUUGAGUUCUUAAUUGGUCACUCAUCUUAUGUGGUUAUUGAUUGGUGAGGAAAUGCAAAAGCGAACUUAUGUUGAGAAACAAGUCUCUCUGGAUAA